AAAAUGCAAUUGUUUGUUAACCAUUGAAUAUUUGAUAAGGAGGUACAAAAUAUCUCAUCUGACAAAUCCCUUGAAAAAAAAAAAACGUGAGAGAGUUGUUUGAGGUGUUCAAUAGUUAGUUCAGUUAUGGUUGGAGAGAUUCGUUGCCAACACAGAAGAAGCUGAGGUUUUGGUUCCAAACUCAAUUAUGGUGUAUUCAUGCAGAUCACCACCCAUUUCCCAUCCUCCUCCGCCGAAGCCCAAAACUGAAAUUCAGAAUUCUCAGAGCAAAGCAUCACCACCCAUUCUUAGAGUCCAACUUUCAAACAGACGCUUAUUCCUCUUCUCUCUGCCCCUCUCUAGUUUCCUUCUCCUUCCUGUUCCUAGCUUUGGUGAUGGUAACAAAUUUCAAGAUGGGGCAUCUUCAUAUGCUGCCACAAUGUAUGACCCAGUAAGUUCUUCUGAAAGAGAAGCAAGUGCUUUAGUUUCACUGAGAGUGUCUCAAGCAGUAGAAUUGUUGGAGAAAGGGAGAGAAUUGCAGGCUCAGGGUGACUUUAAUGGUGCUCUUCGCUACUAUUCUCAGGUUGUUGAAAGCUACAAAGACUUGGCAUGCUCAGAAUAUGCUAGGGUAGGAAGAGCAUUGGCCCUCUAUGAAGUUGGUGACAGAGAAGAAGCAAUUACAGAGAUGGAAGAUGUUUCAAUAUCCCUAAAAGGGUAUCCAGAAGUGCAUGCAGCUCUUGCAGCAGCCUUGUAUGCAGAUAAGCAUGCUCCAUUGCUUGCUGAAAACCAGUUUACCAUUGCAACUCUGCUUGAUCCCCAUUUUACAGACCUUUCAUAUGUUAGAGACACAAAACACUGGCCUCCAAGUUUGAUUAGUUCUCUGCAGCACUUCAUCACGUUAUCUUAAGACCUCUAAGGAUAUUUGUACGUGUUGUUCAAUUAACCCAUACAAAGCAGUGCCAGCCAUAUGAAGACUUUGAAACUUCACAACUUCAAAUAUUUACCCUUGUUUAUUUAUUUAAUUUUUUCUAUUUUAACUCUUGGUUCUGAAAUCAUGAAAUGUAAACCAAUAGUAAUCUUUUUAUGAUACACAGAAAGGUAUUUCCCAAAACUUAUGACAAAUUUUAUAAUUCAGAAACUGGAUUGUUCAAUGCUAAUAUUAAAUUGUUGUAAUAUUGGAAUAAGGCCUGAAUAGAAGUUAUCAUCUCUUUUACAG
Abrus precatorius (Indian licorice) is the source of this 1195-nucleotide messenger RNA. RefSeq lists its product as uncharacterized. Bases 188 to 886 code for a protein of 232 amino acids. The record is from RefSeq and is a predicted model, not a curated record. Gene Ontology annotation, molecular function: protein binding. Lineage: Eukaryota; Viridiplantae; Streptophyta; Magnoliopsida; Fabales; Fabaceae. The transcript has 3 exons.